AUGAGUACCAUGUCGCAGCGACCAAUGACACGGUCUAGGGUCGCGUCGCUUGCGUCGAAUGAGCUUCUAAGCAACUCGAGUGAACUUUCCACAGAUUCGAGCGGAACUCAAAGGGCAAUCAGAGGGGAGAAUCACGUUCCUCGAAGAUUGAUCAAACGAGAGAGGUCCCCCACACAUGUCAUCCACCAUAACGUCAGCACGACCACCAUCUCAGACGACCCAGACAAUUCUAUUCUACCCAGCAACGCCAUACAACAUGCCACCGCAUGGGCUAGACGAGUGAAGGAGGAAGCGAAACGACAAGCUGCUCGGAACGAACAGAAGUUACUGGAGGCGGAAGAAAGAAUGGCUCGCUACCGACGAGAACGGAAUGAUUUUUUGUCCCAGCUCAGGAGGGAACAGAUUAUCCGAGGGGAAGUAGGGAAAGAACUCGAGGAAGAGCGUAGUCAGCGGAAACAAGUAGAGAAGAGGUUAGAGAAGGAGACAGAGAUGGCAAGGAGAUAUCUGGAGUUCGCUCGGGCCCAUCAAGAAAGGGGGGAGAGCUUCAAGACGAUGUACGAAGAGUACAAAGAGAAGUAUGAGAAGCGUAAAAAGGAAAUGGACAGGUUGAGACAGAGAAAGGGUGUUCUAUCUGGGAAGGUCAAUGAGUUGGCUGCUUUGCUCGGUUGCUGA
Tremella mesenterica DSM 1558 is the source of this 672-nucleotide messenger RNA. RefSeq lists its product as uncharacterized. The record is from RefSeq and is a predicted model, not a curated record. The transcript has 3 exons. Bases 1 to 672 code for a protein of 223 amino acids. NCBI's taxonomy places the organism in Eukaryota, Fungi, Basidiomycota, Tremellomycetes, Tremellales, Tremellaceae.